GGGAGUGUUAAUGCAGGCACCUUGGCUCGAGAGUACAGCUGGCCUGCGAGGAAACCCUGCGUGGGAUUUCUCUGGGGGUGUUGUAGGAUUUUGGCAGAGCUGACCAUGAUGUUAUGGUUCGUGGUUGGUGCCCUCUUCCCAGCGCUGCUCCUGGCUGCGCCGCCCCCCAUAAACAAGCUCGCCCUCUUCCCGGACAAGAGCGCUUGGUGCGAGGCAAAGAACAUCACCCAGAUCGUGGGGCACAGCGGCUGCGAGUCCAAGUCCAUCCAGAACAGGGCCUGUCUGGGACAGUGUUUCAGCUACAGCGUCCCCAACACCUUCCCUCAGUCCACAGAGUCCCUGGUUCACUGCGACUCCUGCAUGCCAGCCCAGUCCAUGUGGGAAAUCGUGACACUGGACUGUCCAGGCAACGACGAGAUCCCCAGGGUUGACAAGCUGGUGGAGAAGAUACUUCACUGUAGCUGCCAGGCUUGCGGGAAGGAGCCGAGCCACGAGGGAGCCCUGUUCAACGUCUACCUGAACGCGGAGGAGAACAUGCCCGCUGAAGGUCCCAGCCCCCAUCACUAUGCCCACCACCAACAGGAGGUGGAAGAACCUCCCGCCUCCAGCCACCACCAUCACCCAUCACGAGAGGAGGGCGACGAGUGA
Messenger RNA from Aptenodytes forsteri (emperor penguin), 648 nucleotides. Its product is annotated as neuroblastoma suppressor of tumorigenicity 1. The record is from RefSeq and is a predicted model, not a curated record. Gene Ontology annotation, biological process: animal organ morphogenesis. Lineage: Eukaryota; Metazoa; Chordata; Aves; Sphenisciformes; Spheniscidae. Gene Ontology annotation, molecular function: BMP binding; receptor ligand activity.